Molecule: messenger RNA, 378 nt
Organism: Aspergillus lentulus
Lineage: Eukaryota; Fungi; Ascomycota; Eurotiomycetes; Eurotiales; Aspergillaceae
Source: RefSeq, a predicted model, not a curated record
AUGUCACAGAUAUUUUCAAUAUGGGUGGUUCCAUUCCACGUCUCUCCCGUCAGACUCACGACGGUCAUCAAUCUCACCACGGAUUCUGGAGUCCAGAAGCCCUCGAUGGUGAACGGGGAUCAUACCCUCUACUACAUCGCCAAGCAAGAAGAUUUGUACCAGGUCUCAGAAUGGAUCAAGUUUCUAGUUCCCCAUGUAGGGCAUCUCUUUGUUCUUGCUUUUCAAUCAUUUGCGACUCUCUUCUGUAUGCUCGGUGUUGUCAUCUUCUAUCCUAUCAUGUGGCUGGAGGAGAGGCGGGUUAUUCCUUAUAAGAUGUUGCGCAAGGGAAACCUUGUGUAUAAUAUCGAGAGGAAGAUACCGGAGAUUAGGAAAGAGUGA